Entrophospora sp. SA101 is the source of this 573-nucleotide messenger RNA. The record is from the annotation of a GenBank genome assembly. NCBI's taxonomy places the organism in Eukaryota, Fungi, Glomeromycota, Glomeromycetes, Entrophosporales, Entrophosporaceae.
AUGUCUCAGGAUUCUGAUGAAGAAUUUGAAAAGUAUGACCCCACUCUUCAAAAUGUUUUAGAUCAACAAUCUUUACAUUGGAUUUUCGUCGGUGGAAAGGGUGGUGUUGGUAAAACUACUACAUCAUGCUCACUUGCCGUACAAUUAAGUAAAGUUAGAGAAUCAGUUUUACUGAUAUCAACCGAUCCUGCCCAUAACUUGAGUGAUGCUUUUGGACAAAAGUUUAGUAAAGAAGCGACUUUAGUUGAAGGCUUUACAAAUUUAUUUGCCAUGGAAAUCGAUCCUACAUCAUCGAUUCAAGAAAUGUUAGAUCAAUGUGGAGGUGCGAUGGGAGCAAUGAUGCAAGAUCUUGCUUUCGUAAUUCCUGGUGUAGAUGAAGCAAUGGGAUUUGCAGAAGUUAUGAAACAAGUUAAAACAAUGGAAUAUUCAGCUAUUAUUUUUGAUACGGCACCAACUGGUCAUACUUUACGGUUUCUAAGUUUUCCUAGCGUGUUGGAAAAAGCUCUUGCAAAAAUUUCAGAAUUAAGUGGUCGAUUUGGUCCAAUGUUCCAACAAGUAAAAAAGAUUAAAUGA